AUGCAAAACAAAGAUUAUACAUUUGCUACCCUUUCAUACUACUGCAAGUCGCCAUCUGGACAGAAGUUGGAAGUGACAUUUGACAUGAUUAAUUUCCCAUGUUUGGAUACUUGCACGAGUUUUGUUGAAGUAAAGGCUGCUCGCAACAAGAUCCCCACAGGAGCACGACUAUGUUGUAAAGCUGGACAAACUAUAUAUUCUGAAGACGACGACCUUAUUCUAAUUUUCAGAGGAGACGCAAAUAUUCAAAAAGGCUGGAGAGGAUUUACCGCUCGCUUUAGAUACUAUGGAAAUGCAGUCCCUACGAAAGAGCUUAUAGUGGCCACAAACGAACCGCAGACAACAAAAACAACAACAGCUACUACUACUACAUCUACUACUACUGUUACUUACACUUCUACUACUACUACUACUACUACUACUACU
Molecule: messenger RNA, 426 nt
Organism: Strongylus vulgaris
Lineage: Eukaryota; Metazoa; Nematoda; Chromadorea; Rhabditida; Strongylidae
Source: the annotation of a GenBank genome assembly